UCCUUAGACAUGUUAAGAUAUUAGAUGAGUUUUGCAAUGUGAAAUAUUACAUAGAUGCCAGUCAGCCAGAUGUCGGGAGCUGGCUCAAGUACGUCAAGUUUGCUGGAUGUUAUGAACAGCACAACCUCGUUGCAUGCCAGAUAAAUGAUCAGAUAUUUUAUAGGGUAGUCACAGACAUUGAGCCUGGAGAGGAGCUCUUACUGUACAUGAAGAGUGAAGAGUACUCCCAUGAAACAAUGGCGCCUGACAUUCAUGAAGAGCGUCAGUACCGCUGCGAGGACUGUGACCAGCUCUUCGAAUCCAAAGCCGAACUAGUGGACCACCAGAAAUUCCCUUGCAGCACCCCUCACUCGGCAUUUUCCAUGGUGGAAGAGGACUUUCAGCCAAAGCUGGACAGUGAGAGCGACCUCCGGGAGAUGCAGGAAAUCCAAGAAUGUAAAGAGUGUGACCAAGUCUUCCCAGAUUUGCAAAGCCUGGAGAAACACAUGUUGUCACAUACGGAAGAGAGAGAAUACAAGUGUGAUCAGUGUCCCAAGGCUUUUAACUGGAAGUCCAACUUAAUUCGCCACCAGAUGUCACAUGAUAGCGGAAAGCACUACGAAUGUGAGAAUUGUGCCAAGCAGGUUUUCACGGACCCUAGCAACCUUCAGAGGCACAUUCGCUCCCAGCAUGUCGGAGCCCGGGCCCAUGCAUGCCCGGAGUGUGGUAAAACGUUUGCCACGUCGUCUGGCCUCAAACAACACAAGCACAUCCACAGCAGUGUGAAGCCCUUCAUCUGUGAGGUCUGCCAUAAGUCCUAUACCCAGUUUUCAAAUCUUUGUCGUCAUAAGCGCAUGCAUGCUGAUUGCAGAACCCAAAUCAAGUGCAAAGACUGUGGACAAAUGUUCAGCACUACGUCUUCCUUAAAUAAGCACAGGAGGUUUUGUGAGGGCAAGAACCAUUUUGCAGCAGGUGGAUUUUUUGGCCAAGGCAUUUCACUUCCUGGGACCCCAGCUAUGGAUAAAACGUCCAUGGUUAAUAUGAACCAUGGCAAUCCGGGCCUUGCUGACUAUUUUGGUACCAAUAGGCAUUCUGCUGGUCUUACCUUUCCAACAGCUCCUGGAUUUUCUUUUAGCUUUCCCGGUUUGUUUCCUUCUGGCUUGUACCACAGGCCACCCUUGAUACCUGCUAGCUCUCCUGUUAAAGGACCACCAAGUACUGAACGAAACAAAAGUCAAAGUCCCCUCAUGACACAUCCUCAGAUACUGCCAGCCACCCAGGAUAUUUUGAAGGCACUAAAUAAACACCCCCCUGUAGGGGAAAAUAAGCCAGUGGAACUGCAGCCUGAGAGGUCCUCUGAAGAGAGGCCCCUGGAAAAAAUCAGUGACCAGUCAGAGAGUAGUGACCUUGACGAUGUCAGUACCCCAAGUGGCAGUGACCUGGAAACCACCUCUGGCUCUGAUCUCGAAAGUGACCUUGAAAGUGAUAAAGAGAAAUUUAAAGAAAAUGGUAAAAUGUUCAAAGACAAAGUAAGCCCUCUGCAGAGUUUGGCUGCAAUAAAUAAUAAGAAAGAAUACAGCAAUCAUUCCAUUUUCUCACCAUCUUUAGAGGAGCAGACUGCGGUGUCGGGAGCGGUGAAUGAUUCUAUAAAAGCUAUUGCGUCUAUUGCUGAAAAAUACUUUGGUUCCACAGGACUGGUGGGUCUACAAGACAAAAAAGUUGGCGCUUUACCUUACCCUUCCAUGUUUCCCCUCCCAUUUUUUCCAGCAUUCUCUCAGUCAAUGUACCCAUUUCCUGAUAGAGACUUGAGACCGUUGCCUUUGAAAAUGGAGCCCCAGUCACCGGGCGAUGGGAAGAAAGUCCAGAAGGGUAGCCCCGAGUCUCCCUUUGACCUCACCACUAAAAGGAAGGAGGAGAAAUCUGUUACUCCAGCCACCUCCAAACCAGCAGCCACGCCUCUCACAAGCCAGGAUCAGCCUCUGGACCUGAGCAUGGGUAGCCGGAGCCGAGCCAGUGGGACAAAGUCAACUGAGCCUCGGAAGAACCAUGUCUUUGGUGAAAAGAAAGGAAGCGGCAUUGACCAAAGGAAGGCUUCAGAUGCCUCUUUGCAGCAUGCUAGACCGACUCCUUUCUUUAUGGACCCCAUUUACAGGGUAGAGAAAAGAAAGCUCACUGACCCACUUGAAGCUUUAAAAGAGAAAUACUUGAGACCUUCUCCAGGAUUCUUAUUUCAUCCACAAUUCCAACUGCCUGAUCAGAGAACUUGGAUGUCCGCCAUUGAAAACAUGGCCGAAAAGCUAGAAAGCUUCAGUGCUUUGAAACCAGAAGGCAACGAGCUCAUCCAGUCCGUCCCCUCCAUGUUCAACUUCAGAGCCCCUCCGAACGCUCUGCCCGAGAACCUGCUUCGGAAGGGCAAGGAACGGUAUACUUGCAGAUAUUGUGGCAAGAUUUUCCCGAGAUCAGCAAACCUAACACGUCACUUAAGGACACAUACUGGAGAACAGCCAUACAGGUGCAAAUACUGCGAUCGGUCAUUCAGCAUAUCCUCCAACUUACAGCGACAUGUGCGAAACAUCCACAAUAAGGAGAAGCCUUUCAAGUGUCACUUGUGUGACCGGUGUUUUGGCCAACAGACCAACCUAGACAGACAUCUAAAGAAGCACGAGAAUGGGAACAUGUCUGGUACUGCGACAUCAUCACCUCAUUCUGAACUGGAAAGCACAGGUGCCAUCUUGGAUGACAAAGAGGAUUCCUACUUCACAGAAAUUCGAAAUUUCAUUGGAAACAGCAACCAUAGUCACCAAUCACCAAGGAAUACAGAGGAGAGAAUGAAUGGAAGUCACUUUCAGGAUGAUAAGAUCCUGGUGGCUGGGAAGAAUUCAGACUUGCUGGACGAUGAAGAAGCAGAUGAUGAAGUGUUGUUGGAUGAAGAAGAUGAAGAAACCGACAUGACAGGGAAACCAGGAAAGGGACCAGUUUCAAGUCAUCUACAUGAAGGAAACCCUGAGGAUGACUAUGAAGAAACCAGUGCUCUGGAAAUGAAUUGUAAGACGUCCCCAAGCAGGUAUAAAGAGGAGGAGUAUAAAAGUGGACUUUCUGCUUUAGAUCAUAUAAGAUACUUCACAGAUAGCCUCAAAAUGAGGAAAAUGGACGAAACUCAAUAUAAUGAAGCUGAGCUGUCUUGUAGUGCUUCUCACCUGCCAGAGGACCUUAAACAGCCGCUAUACAGAAAGUCCAAGUCACAGGCCUAUGCUAUGAUGUUGUCACUGUCUGACAAGGAGUCCCUCCAUUCUCCAUCUCAUGGUUCUCCCAACAUGUGGCACAGUAUGGCCAGGGCUGCCACAGAAUCCAGCGCCAUCCAGUCUCUCAGCCAUGUAUGACCUUGCGAUGUCCGACCAGAAUUGGGACCAAGUCCAAUCCAGUAGCACGGCUCUUCCACAGAGAACUGUAUAAAAGACUACUGAGCAGAAUGCCUUAUAAAUCUGCUGGGUCACCCAUUUAAAGUCUGGUGACCUUAAACUGAAUAAUUUUAAAAAAAAGAAAGAAAACAAAAAAAGAAACUAUUUAUUCUCAAUAUUUUGUUUUGCACAGCAAAGGCAGCUGCUGACUUCUGGAGGAUCAAUGCGACUCAAAGAAUGAACCUUGCUGGGCCAGAGGCAUCUUCCAGUUCACCCAGCUCUGGGGCGGGUUGGGGUGGGAUGAGGGAGGGAGAUGAAACGGUGGCAUUGAUACACACAUGAGCACUCCUUUAAAAAUCAAGAAGCUGAGUCUUUUGUACCAGAUCAUUUGAAACGUGAUUGGGAACAGUUGCUUUUAUCUACACUAUUUUUCCCUCUCUUUGUUAAAGCUUUAUGUAAUUUAACCCUUCGAAGACUGAAUUAGUUGUUUGAAAUGCACACUCGAUUAUUGUAGAAACUGACAACAGGGAGUUUUUGGCUUCUUUCCUCACCUUAACUUUUGCCUUCUUAACUACAUCGUUUAGGGGGAAAAAUACAUAAAGGGUAUGUGUAUAUUGUAAACUAUGGAUGUUCAAUGCUCACAGAGGUUCCGUCCGUGAAAUAAACCAUUCAUCACCCCAGUACCGCUGUACCACUAAUAAAACGUUUGCCAAAUCAUCAUAAGAACAUUUUAAUUUUAGACAAUCAUGUCACUGUUUUUUUUAAUGUUUAAUUUCUUUUUUUGUGUUGUAUGUAUCAUGUAUUUAUUUCUUGGCAAACCAUUGUUUGUUGAUUAAAAUAGCACUGUUCCAAUUCUGCCACUAUUUUAUGAUGUCCGAGGCACACCCCCUCAUUCUGCCUUUCAAGGAGCCAGGCAAACUUACCUGUGUGCACGGGAGUGCCAAGCAGUGUUUGACUUUUCUUAACAUUCCUUUUUUUUCCUCUCUCUCUCUCUCUCUCUCUGUUUCAUUUUUUUUUCUUUUAAUGAUCUAAAUAACGAAUAGAUACAACUUAGUUUUUGUAAAACCGUAAACUGAUUCAAUUGUAUAAACAGCUAUGAUUUCUUCAUGAAAGCAUGAUUCUUCUGAUUAAAACUGUAUCCAAUAUUUUAUGCUGGUCGUCUGCAAGCUUGUGUGAUGUUAUGUUCAUGUUAAUCCUAUUUGUAAGAUGAAGUGUUUCAGACCUAUGUUAAAAGAAAGAAGGAAAGAAUGGACUGUAUUCAGUUAUUUUGCCCUUCAGCGAGGGCCCAGAUUCGUUUUCUUUCUGUUUGUAAUCUCAUUUUGAAAUAAUCGGCAAGUCGAGGUACUUUCUUCAAAUGCUUUGUACAAUGUAACUGUUAUGCAUUUCAGUACAUUACUA
Trichosurus vulpecula (common brushtail) is the source of this 4775-nucleotide messenger RNA. RefSeq names its product MDS1 and EVI1 complex locus (gene MECOM). Gene Ontology annotation, biological process: regulation of transcription by RNA polymerase II. The transcript is spliced from 16 exons. The record is from RefSeq and is a predicted model, not a curated record. Lineage: Eukaryota; Metazoa; Chordata; Mammalia; Diprotodontia; Phalangeridae. Gene Ontology annotation, cellular component: nucleus. The coding region runs from base 207 to 3359 and encodes 1050 amino acids. Gene Ontology annotation, molecular function: DNA-binding transcription activator activity, RNA polymerase II-specific; RNA polymerase II cis-regulatory region sequence-specific DNA binding.